AUGGAACAUGCUGAUGAUGCUGGAUUCCCCGGAGGACCUAUGUUGAGACAUGUGUUGACACAGUAUGAGCACCACGUGGCUCGGCGGCUAUGGGAAGGAGAGGUGUAUUACAGUGAUGAAACAUGUACAAUCUCUGUACAAUCCGUUGAAGGUAAAUGUGAAGUCAGGAAAAAGAAUGACAUCCUUGAAGGAAGUGCUCCCAGAAUCUUUCAAAAUGUCUUUUUCUGCGAGCUCUUGUAUGAUCCUGCCACUGGCUCACUCAAGAAGUUGCCAGCUCAUAUCAAAGUAAAAUAUUCUAGUGGACAUACAGCUGAUGCUGUGGCUAGAAAGAAAAAGGGAAAAUGCAAAGAGGGAGAUAGCAUUUCAGAUCCUGAUCUUGAAACAAAAACAUCAAAUGAAAAACGUUUAGCAACCUUGGACAUUUUUGCAGGUUGUGGUGGUUUAUCAGAAGGGUUGCACCAGUCGGGGGUUUCAUCAACUAAAUGGGCUAUUGAGUAUGAAGAACCAGCUGGGAAUGCGUUUAAAGCUAAUCAUCCUGAAGCGUUGGUGUUUAUUAACAAUUGUGAUGUUAUUCUUAGAGCUAUAAUGGAGAAAUGUGGGGACAUAGAUGAUUGCAUCUCAACAACUGAUGCUGCAGAAUUGGCCUCUUCACUUGAUGAGAAGGAUUUAAGAAAUUUACCGUUGCCUGGCCAAGUUGAUUUCAUUAAUGGAGGACCUCCAUGCCAGGGUUUCUCUGGGAUGAAUAGAUUCAACACAAGCACUUGGAGUAAGGUCCAGUGUGAGAUGAUAUUAGCAUUCUUAUCCUUUGCUGAUUAUUUCCGGCCGAGGUAUUUCCUGUUGGAGAAUGUGAGGAACUUUGUGUCUUUUAAUAAAGGACAGACAUUCCGUUUAGCUUUGGCUUCACUUUUUGAGAUGGGUUAUCAGAGUUUUUAG
Messenger RNA from Cicer arietinum (chickpea), 933 nucleotides. Lineage: Eukaryota; Viridiplantae; Streptophyta; Magnoliopsida; Fabales; Fabaceae. The record is from RefSeq and is a predicted model, not a curated record.